Anolis sagrei ordinatus is the source of this 6737-nucleotide messenger RNA. NCBI's taxonomy places the organism in Eukaryota, Metazoa, Chordata, Lepidosauria, Squamata, Anolidae. The record is from RefSeq and is a predicted model, not a curated record.
UUGGCCAUGGGGGUUCUGUGUGGGACGUUUGGCCCAAUUUUAUCCUUGGUAGGGUUUGGAAUACUCUUUGAGUGUAGAUGAACUAUAAAUCCUAGCAACUACAACUCCCAAAUGUCAAGGUCUGUUUCCCCCAAACUUCACCAGUGUUCACAUUUGGGCAUAUUGAGUAUCAAACUAUGAUGGAUUUGAUCCAGAUCCAUCAUUGUUUGAGCCCACAGUGCUCUCUGGAUGGAGGUGAACUGCGACUCCAACACUCAAGGUCAAUGGGAGAUCUGUGUGCCAAGUCUGGUUCAGUUCCAUCAUUGGCGGAGUUCAGAAUGCUCUUUGAUUCUAGGUUAACUAUAGAUCUCCGCAAUCCCAUCCGAAUGACAAAAUCAAUCCUCUCUCAACCUUACCAGUAUUCAAAUCUGGGCGUAUUGCGUAUUUGUGCCAAAUUUGAUCCAGUGAAUGAAAAUGCAUCCUGCAUAUCAGAUAUUUAUAUUGUGAUUCAUAAUAGUAGCAAAAUUACAGUUAUGAAAUAGCAACGAAAAUAAUGUUAUGGUUGGGGUCACCACAACAUGAGGAACUGUAUUAAGGGGUUGCGGCAUUCAGGAGGUUGAGAAACACUGUUCUAACAGGUAUAAGGUAUCUCAAAUGGGCGUUCACAGCACCUCUUAACCAUCUUUCCUCCAGACUAAAUAAAGGCCGGGAUCGUGUUGGUAUCUUACGCAGGCGUUUUACUGGGACUUGAUCAUGUUGCUGCUGAUGGUGGGGAAUUUGAUCAUCUUGCCAGUCGGUAUCACCUUUUUCAAAGACGAGAACACCCCGCCUUGGAUCGUCUUUAACGUCCUCUCUGACACCUUCUUCCUGGCCGAUCUGGUCCUGAAUUUCCGUACUGGCAUUGUGGUGGAAGACAACACUGAGAUCAUCUUGGAUCCGCACACCAUCAAGAUGAAGUAUCUUAAGACCUGGUUCCUGGUGGACUUUGUUUCCUCCAUCCCGGUGGACUACAUCUUCCUCGUUGUAGACCUGGAGACCCAGGUGGAUUCCGAUGUCUACAAGACGGCGCGGGCCCUGCGCAUCGUCCGCUUCACCAAGAUCCUCAGCCUGCUACGUCUCCUCCGGCUCUCCCGUCUCAUCCGUUACAUCCAUCAGUGGGAAGAGAUUUUCCACAUGACUUAUGACCUGGCCAGUGCCGUGGUGCGAAUCUUCAACCUUAUUGGGAUGAUGCUUCUGUUGUGCCACUGGGAUGGGUGCUUGCAGUUCCUGGUGCCCAUGUUGCAGGACUUCCCCGAGGACUGCUGGGUCUCCAUCAAUCACAUGGUGAAUGACUCUUGGGGAAAGCAGUACUCGCAUGCCUUGUUCAAGGCCAUGAGCCACAUGCUGUGCAUUGGAUAUGGACAACAGGCACCGGAGGGCAUGACUGAUGUCUGGCUGACCAUGCUGAGCAUGAUUGUGGGUGCCACUUGCUACGCCAUGUUCAUUGGCCAUGCCACAGCGCUCAUCCAAUCACUGGACUCCUCUCGGCGGCAGUACCAAGAGAAGUACAAACAAGUGGAGCAAUACAUGUCCUUCCACAAAUUGCCAGGAGACACUCGCCAACGGAUCCAUGAGUACUAUGAACACCGGUACCAAGGGAAGAUGUUUGAUGAGGAGAACAUCCUGGGGGAGUUGAGUGAGCCCCUCAAAGAGGAGAUAAUCAACUUCAACUGCCGCAACCUAGUGGCCAACAUGCCCCUUUUCGCCAAUGCGGAUCCCAACUUUGUGACGGCCAUGUUGACCAAGCUGCGCUUUGAGGUCUUCCAGCCGGGGGACUUCAUCAUCCGAGAGGGCACCGUGGGCAAGAAAAUGUUCUUCAUCCAACACGGCGUGGUCAGCAUUCUCACCCGCGGCUCCAAGGAAAUGAAGCUCUCCGAUGGCUCCUACUUUGGGGAGAUCUGCCUCUUGACCCGUGGCCGGCGCACAGCCAGUGUGCGUGCCGACACCUAUUGCCGCCUCUAUUCGCUUUCAGUGGACAACUUCAAUGAAGUCUUGGAGGAGUACCCUAUGAUGCGCCGGGCUUUUGAAACUGUGGCCAUGGACCGACUUGACCGUAUAGGAGCUCCACUGGCUGCCAUUCAUCUACCGGACCCAAUUCAAGGUAAGAAGAACUCCAUCCUGUUGCGGAAGCGUGCUGAGCACAGCUCCAGCACCAUCAACAACGAAAUCAUCCAGCAGAUAGUCAAGCAUGACCAGGACACAGCCCACAACAUCCAGGACCUCCCACCGGUGAUAACAGGGCGAGAACUCAGUGGAAAGCCUGUGAUCUGGGAGCCCUUGGUCCACGCUCCACUCCAGACGGCCGCUGCCACCACCAAUGUGGCCAUUGCCUUGACGCACCAGCAGAGCCUUGCGGCUCACAUCUUCCUGCCCCCUUCCUCUGUCUCCAGUCCUCUCUCGCCGGACGCCGUCCUCAUCCCUCGCCACCCCCGGCGCUCCCAACCAAGCCUCGGUGGCUCCCGGCCUUCCUCGGUCAGCUCUCCUCUCUCGGGGGCCCCGUCCCAUUUACAGACACCGGCAGCUGGGUCCCCGUCCUCUCCCAUGGUCCAGUCUGGGUCGCCCUUGGAAAGCACUGGGCCCAGGGGAGGCCCUUUGGGCGCGGCCAUCCCUCGGCCGGUCCAGAAGGGAGAUCCCCCAGUCCCAGGGGCCAGCCAGCCUCAGCUGUCCAAGUCCCGCGGCACUUCGGUCUCCACUUCGCUGCUGCAGCAGACGGCCACUGGCACCUCCUCAGUUCCACCUGGGCGGACUCUCCAUUACAGCCUCUCUCGGGCCACCGGAUCCCACAUCUCCUUGUUUUUGCAGCCCCAGCAGCUGGUGAGGCACCGGAGCACGCAAGGUCUUCCAGUAGGCUGCCUCACCCAAGAUGCACGGGUGCUUUCGGCCUCCCAGCCCUCCUUGCCGAACCGGCUCAUGCAGCAGACGGACAUGGGCUGCCCACAGCCAGCCAGGAAGUCCGCUGGGAACCUGACGCACCGCUCCUCCCCUUCGGUCCCAGGACUCUUGGCCAGGCCUCCUUCCGGCACUCCUGUUCCACCGCAGCCCGCGCCCUCGGGUUCCAGCCGCUCCAUGAGUGGGGCCAGCACCCCGCAAUCCCCGGCUUCCACUCCCCGACAUCCCACUGCCCCAUCCCGCAAGGGCUCUGUGGUAUUCAGCCCUGAUGUAGACAUUGGGAAGCCUAAGCUCCCGUCCAACAUGUGAGGCCACUGCCAGGCAGGCCUGCAGCUCCACAUGUAGGAGGGAGAAACGCCAACCAGUCAGAAAAACAGGCCAGAAAUGAGGACUGAGACCUAGAGCAGCACUGGCCCAGAAAGGGGGAGGAAUGGGUCUCCAGUGGAAAAGGGGCAAAAGCCAUUUCCCUACAGAAAGUGCUGAACGCUCCUUCCUUUCCAGCCACCCCACUGCAUUAAAUGCAUCCUCCAAAGGCUGGAGGGGAGCCACGCUACCAUCCCUUGUAUCAUCCUGAUGGGAGGAAUCUGCCCUUGUGUGGUAGUAGCCUCUGCUUCCGAAGAAUGCGUCUGAGUUCCCCCAGGGCAACCUGCUUUUGGUGAAAGGGCAACAAGAAGGGAAUGGCAAAGGGAUAGAUCUCCCAAAGGGAACCUAGAAAAUUGAGCUGCUGUCGAACCCUUCUCCUUUGGAACAGCCUCUGUUGAAAACCCAACCCAGAAGCUGCCAUCAAUGUGAUCAAAGGAGCCCGUGGUUCAGCGACAAAGUGCACCAUGACUUCCAGCAAAUGACUUUGAGGACACUCCUGGACAAGUGCUCCCACUAUCUCCCCUUUCCCCUUUAGGAAUAUUUUGAACGAGAAAUAUUGUUUAGAGAUAUUUCUCUCCCUCUCUGACCCGGAAUUUGUGCAAUAUGCAUCUCCAGAUGUCUUGUGUGAAUGUGUGUAACAGUAGAAACCCUGGUUCAAUGGGAGAAGGAAGAGAGCAUCUGUUCAUCCCCCAAAAGAUAUAUAUACGAGGGUUAUCUGGAAAGUAAGGUUACAAGAUUUUUUAAAAAAAAUUACAAAGAAUGAAUAUAUUUUAAUAAAACGUACAUGGAUUGUAGCAUAGGCAUUACAUUAUUUUUCCACAUAAUCACCAUUCAGUUCAAUACAUUUUGUCAUCCGUGGGAUGAGUUUUUGAUGCCUGUGUUAUAAAAGUUUCCCUCCACAUUUUUCAGCCGGUUCGUCACUUCGAUUUUCAUCUCAUCGUCGUCGGAAAAGUGUUUUCCACCCAGAUGUUCCUUCAAUUGAAUGGACAGAUGAUAGUCAAUGGGUGCAGGAUGGGGGCUGUGAGAGGGGUGGAUUAAAACAUCCCAACCAAAUGAAGUCAAUAGCGCAUGUGCAAAUGCGCAUUGUCAUGAAGGAGGCAGACUUCUGCCGUCAGCAUCCCACGAAGUUUUUAUUUAUUUAUUUAUUUAUUUAUUUAUUUAUUUAUUUACAGUAUUUAUCUUCCUCCCUUCUCACCCCGCAGGGGACUCAGGGCGGAUUACAGUGUACACAUAUAUGGCAAACAUUUAAUGCCAAGACACACAACAGAUAGAGACAAACAGUCAGAGGCUAUUUAACUUUUUCUGGCUGCCGGGGGAGCUGUCGCUUUCAUUGUCCAUCUGUGACACUGAUGAAGUACUUCCGCAUUCCCCGCAUGUUUUUGCUGGAGUCUUUUUUAUGGUCUCGUAAAUUUUGUUAAAUUAGUCUCCUCACACAUAGGUGGUACCUAAUUUUCCUACUUGACAGAUGCAACUGUCUUUCGGGUUGCAAAGGUCGACAACAAGCUACACAAUUAGUCGGAAGCUCACUCCGACCCAGGCUGGCUUUGAACUCAUGACCUUGUGGUCAGAAGUGAUCUUAAUGCAGCUGACACUCAGACAGCUGUGCCACAGUCCCGGUUUUGGAUGGCUCUUUGAAGUUUCUUCAUUGUCUCACAAUAUAUUCCAUACCCAUUUUGCCACAUGCGGUCUUGACAUUACGUCCUCUCCAUCAACUGAAAUGAUUUUGUGAUGAAUUGCAGCAGUGUUCAUUCCCUUAGCAUUUAGAUAGUAUAUUACGGUCCGAACUUUGCACUUGGGGGGAAACAGACUGAGGACGCUCAUCUCUAACCUUCAGCACGCCAGUCAAUGAGCUACUGACGACUGGCACUGCUCGUUUGCUUCCACUGGCUUCCUGCUGCACGGCAGUGAUACAAACUUCCCUCAAGAAAAUUCCCUGCGAGAGCUAUGUGCCUUGUGACCUUACUUUCCGGAUAACCCUCGUUAUAUAUAUUUAUAUUAGGUCUCUUAUUCCCGGAGAAGUUGGGUCAAUCAGACAAACGUGAUCUUGCUACUACUGCCAUAUAUCCAGCUUCUCUGCUAGGUUGAGGACAUGGGGAAUAUCCCCCCUUCUUCCCAACCCUGGCUCAGUAAAGGCUGGUCUGCAGAUUCCCCAAGGUGGACAAGGAUGUCCUCAAUCAGAAUUAUGUGUUUAUGGGCAUUGUGCAAUUAUAAAGGCUCAUCAAGAAAAGGGUGGUGACUGCCCUUGGAUUUAUGAAGCCAAGCUGUAUGAAAAUGCUAUAACCUUGGAUAUGUCCCCUGGUUCCUUUUGUAUCUGAUAAGGGUCCCUUUUGCAGAGGAAAAGAGGGGAAAAUUAGUCUAGACUUACUCCCUGUCCUUACUGCCAAUCCAGUGUGGAUCCUUACUAGACAAUGCCCAUCACCAGCAACAAAGGGUCGUAACAGGGUAGCCAAAUUCCCUCUGUCCAAUCCCCUACUUGUGCCUAAACACUGCCAUGUUGGAAAAGGGGUGUCUUUUGGGGUCCGGGACAGCCCUCUAUCCAGGAAAAGCCAGCACCCCUUUUCCCCUAUGGAAGACCUAGCGUCCUGCUCAUCUUCUCCAGGAACCAGUAGUUUGCGACGUGCAUUCGGUGUGGGCAAUUUCACGUGAAAAAGGUGUUGCUUUCUGUUUUAGCCAUGUUACCAAUUUAGGGCGGAUUAGCUGCCUGGGGUCUUCUCCCUUUCCGGACUCUCUUUUCCUUCCAAUGGCUCUGCCACUGCACUGUAAAAUGCUUUUCUCCCCAUGUCUAGAGCCUUUUGGGGAGAGGGAAGCAAGGCAUCUGGUCUAGAAAAGAAACAGUUGGCAUUAGGACCAGCCUCCCCUUCCUCUUGAGUUGCUGCUAGACUCCCUGACAUAGAAGUAGGCAAUCUAUUCGUCACUUUGUUUUGCUUGCUGGUUUUGGGGACAUCUUUAAGGUCAAACGAGCCUCUGGUAGCUCAGAUGACCUAUCAAGGCAUCCCUAUGAGAUGCAGUGGAAAGAGAAAAGCCAGCACUGCCUUGAUGCUUUCCCUUCUUCCCUAAACCUUUGAAGCUCCUCCGGCAGGAGCGCCUCAUCCAUCGUGCACAUAAGUUCAAAAACAUUCCAAAACUUCAGUCAAGUAGAGGCAUCCAUAGCUGUCACUCCCAUAUAGACAUGCUGUUGGAAGAUAUUUGGAAACAUAGCCUUGGGGGACUCCUAGACUGGCAUAUUUGUGUAGAAGCUGGCCCAUCUUCAGUUCAAAGCCUUGGUGGCGGAGUUGUGAUUACGGUUCGUUGAGUUCUGUUCAAUUUCUCUUCAAUACAAGGUUUGCAUUACAAAAACUACGUGCGGCCUCACACAGCCUUCGACUGGAUCUAGACUGGCCAUAUAACCGCAUUCUAGGUCUACAUCAGAGCUUUCCAAACCUGUUGUGUCAGGGAUAUGCUUUUUACGAGGGGUAUUUUUUAAGUCA